GAUGUCGUUAGAGAAAGAUCCUCAACUAGACUUAGAAUUAGGUUUUGCUAUAGAUGGUAUUGAACAGACUUCGCACUUUUCUUGCAUAGAUAAUCAAAUUGCCUUAGAAAAUAAAUGUUUCGGAUAUAAAAUAGGCAUUGAUAAUUCAAUUCCACGAAAUUUUAUUUCAAAAACUCACGACGAGGCAAAGAAUAAAUGUGCUCUAGAUUCUGGAAAAGUAGCGACGUUUAACCAUCAAUCUUCCCUGAAAAUAGUUAUUGAUGCAAUAAGGAGUGAAUUAAAAUUUAUUACUAUCAAAUCAGAUUAUGUAUCCUUUUGGACUGGUUUAUAUUACAAUAAUAGUCAUUGGAUUUGGCAGGAUACUAAUAAGAGAUUAUACGACUUUUAUGAGUUUAAACUUCCUAUCUUUGCCAAUACUUUAACUAAAAGUUCCGAUUUGAAAUAUGUCAGCUUAAGAGUAUUCAGAAAAAGUGAAGUGGAACUUUAUGCUCUUACAAACGCUGGAACUGCGCAUGGAUAUAUUUGCGAAUAUCCCCUUGUGGAAAACUCUGUUAUAUCUUCUUCUGGAAUUGAUAGCGAUGCACUAACAGGCCCCAUAAAAAAUACCUUCAGACCGUGGAAAGAUAUAACUAUUUACCCCAAAGGAACUGAAAGCACAACCGAUACUCCUAAAGCAAGCACAGAAACAACUGAGGAAGAUUUCGAAGAAAUUACUCCCGAUGUGGAUGCAGAAACAACUGCAGAAAGUUUUGCAGAGAAUACGCCAGCCGCGGAAAAUACAGCAGCUGUUGAGAAAAGUUCUGCUGAAGUAAGUUCUGCAUCAGAAGCUGAAGCUACUGCAGAAACUUUGGCAGAAAAUACACCAGCUGCGGAAAAUGAAGUAGCUACUGGAAAAGGUUCUGCUGAAGUAAGUUCUGCUGCAGAAGCUGAAGCUACUGCAGAAACUUUGGCAGAAAAUACGCCAGCCGCGGAAAAUGAAGUGGCUACUGGAAAAGGUUCUGCUGAAGUAAGUUCUGCAGCAGAAGCUGAAGCUACUGCAGAAACUUUGGCAGAAAAUACGCCAGCCGCGGAAAAUGAAGUAGCUACUGGAAAAGGUUCUGCUGAAGUAAGUUCUGCAGCAGAAGCUGAAGCUACUGCAGAAACUUUGGCAGAAAAUACGCCAGCCGCGGAAAAUGAAGUGGCUACUGGAAAAGGUUCUGCUGAAGUAAGUUCUGCAGCAGAAGCUGAAGCUACUGCAGAAACUUUGGCAGAAAAUACACCAGCUGCGGAAAAUGAAGUGGCUACUGGAAAAGGUUCUGCUGAAGUAAGUUCUGCAGCAGAAGCUGAAGCUACUGCAGAAACUUUGGCAGAAAAUACGCCAGCUGCGGAAAAUGAAGUAGCUACUGGAAAAGGUUCUGCUGAAGUAAGUUCUGCAGCAGAAGCUGAAGCUACUGCAGAAACUUUGGCAGAGAAUACACCAGCUGCGGAAAAUGAAGUAGCUACUGGAAAAGGUUCUGCUGAAGUAAGUUCUGCAGCAGAAGCUGAAGCUACUGCAGAAACUUUGGCAGAAAAUACACCAGCCGCGGAAAAUGAAGUAGCUACUGGAAAAGGUUCUGCUGGAGUAAGUUCUGCAGCAGAAGCUGAAGCUACUGCAGAAACUUUGGCAGAAAAUACACCAGCUGCGGAAAAUGAAGUGGCUACUGGAAAAGGUUCUGCUGAAGUAAGUUCUGCAGCAGAAGCUGAAACUACAGCAGAAGCAGCUAUAAAGAAUAAUGAAGAGAAUGUAACUGACAGUUCUUCCCCACAUGUAAUAUUUAAAAAUAGCAGUCUAAUAGAUUCUAAGAAUAAACCACAAACAUCGAGCUUAAGGCAGAGUAGACUGCAAGCUGCUAUUGGAAUAACUAUUGCAGUUACUGGAGCAAUAGCUAUUGGUUUCGCUGGGUUAACUUGGUAUUAUGUUUGGAGAAAGAGAAGAUCUGGCAGUAGUGAUGUUUCGGAAGUAGAAUAAGAGUCUUGAAAAACGUUGAUAUAUUUGUUUCUUUAUUAGUAGAGAAAUUUAACUAAAGUGUUUGUUACUGGAAAAUAAGUUGAAAUAUUUUCCAAUUAGAUGUUUCAAUUUUUUCCUUGCCUGCAAAUUAUUGAAGUUUGUCACCAAUAAAUAUUUAAUAAUUGUAUUUGAUAAACAACCCAUUCGUUUAUUCAGUG
Molecule: messenger RNA, 2184 nt
Organism: Dimorphilus gyrociliatus
Lineage: Eukaryota; Metazoa; Annelida; Polychaeta; Dinophilidae
Source: the annotation of a GenBank genome assembly